Molecule: messenger RNA, 1791 nt
Organism: Closterium sp. Yama58-4
Lineage: Eukaryota; Viridiplantae; Streptophyta; Zygnematophyceae; Desmidiales; Closteriaceae
Source: the annotation of a GenBank genome assembly
AUGCAUUCACUUGGGCAUGCCUGCGCAUGUGUCACCCCCGCGCAGCUGCAGCCGAAUCCUCCCGCACUCUUGCCCCUCCUCCACUCUGUGCCGCUGCUUCCACGGGGAAUCUGUGCGCGUGCGCGUGAGCUCCUCCGUUUGCGCACGUCUUCCGCUGGCGUUGCGCUAAGGAGUCGAGCUUUAAACGAGCGUCGCGUAGUAAUGGUCAACAGCAGCAGCAACGACGGUACUGCUGAAACCCCACCUCCACCGCAUUCCACCUCUUCCACCACCACCGCCACUGCCGCCGACAGCAGCAGCAUGCUUCCAUCCUCCCCUCCUCCGCCAAUUCUCAUCUUCACCGUCCCCGCGUGCCGCUACUGCCGCCAAGCCAAGGCACUGCUCGCGUCUAACAACCUCGCCUACACCGAAUGCUCCGUCGCCCUAGAUAACCUCCCUCAAGCUGCCGACGCUUUCGCUGCCGAUGCUGCCGCUGCUGCUGCUGCGCCUCUGGGCUCCUCCCCCUCGUCCUCGGCUGUGGUUUCAGCAGCAGAGGCGCGAGCGGCGCUGGCGGAGGCGUCAGGGAUGCGCACAGUGCCAGUUAUCUACGUUGGCGGACGGCUGGUUGGCGGUUAUGAUGACCUGGAACAGCUUGUGAGCAGCAACAAGCUACAAGAUCUCCUUGCUUCUCCCCCCGACCCACUCCCACCGGCCCUCAUUCCCCUGCUUAGCCUCAAACCCGCUGCAGCGAGCAGUGCAGAGUCGGAAGCAACAGGAGGUGCAGCGGCGGCGGCAGGGGCAGCAGGAGGUGCGGAGGGAGGGCUGGAGAUGUGGCCUGGAGAGUCUGACAGCAGCAGAUCUUAUUCACCACGUCACCUACUCCCAACCCUUCACCAACAAACCCAAUGUUUUCUUCCGCCUCCUGCCCGACGAGCUGCCCGAAAGCACCGCGCUCAACGCACGCCCGAUCUUCCUCCGGCCUGCCCGCCGGCGUCGGUUGUUGCCAGCGGGCUGCGGGCAGCGACUGUGGGGAUGUACGAGGAGGCGCUUUCAUUGGACGGCGGUGGCGUGAGCUACAAGCGGCUGGCAGCGUCGGAUGCAUUCAAGGAGUAUGUGCGGGCCGCAGCGGAACUGCAAAAGGUUGACGUGCUUGCUCUGCCACGGCCCCACCGCAAGGCCUUCUGGAUCAACAUCUACAACUCCCUCGUGCUGCACGCCACGCUCGCACUCGGGCCACCCCAAUCCGCACUCGACCGCAAGCGCUUCUUCUCACACUCCUCCUACCUUAUUGCCGGGCAUACCUUCUCUCUGGACGAUAUAGAGCACGGGAUUCUGCGCGGUAACCGCGCGACCAUCGGGCUGCCGUUCUUUCCUGGAAAGUGCCCGUUUGGAGGGUCGGAUCCACGGAGGUUUUAUUCGCUGCCUCCUGCCGACCCGAGGAUUCAUUUUGCGCUGAACUGCGGUGCACGGUCGUGCCCUCCAAUUCGGCUCUUUUCCGGGGACGCAAUUGACAGUGAAUUGGAUACAGCUGCUGGUGCGUUUUUGGAAGGGGAUGUACGGGUGGUGGAGGACGGGAGGAAGAGUGGAGGGAAGGAGAGAGAUGGAGGAGUGGGAUGUGAGUUGGUGCUAGAGGUGACCAAGUUGUUGGAUUGGUACGGAGUGGAUUUUGGAGAAAACGAGGAGGCGAGGGUGCGGUGGAUACUGCCGUAUCUCAAAGCACAAGUGAGGGCUCAGGUGGAGGGUGCGUUGGCUACUGGGAAGGCUGUGCGCUUGCAGUUCCGGCCCUAUGACUGGACUAGCAACAGCUUGUGA